This is a messenger RNA of Volvox carteri f. nagariensis, 995 nucleotides long. RefSeq names its product Kif4a type kinesin-like protein. The record is from RefSeq and is a predicted model, not a curated record. Gene Ontology annotation, biological process: microtubule-based movement; mitotic spindle organization. The annotation marks the transcript as partial. The transcript has 6 exons. Gene Ontology annotation, molecular function: ATP binding; microtubule motor activity; microtubule binding. NCBI's taxonomy places the organism in Eukaryota, Viridiplantae, Chlorophyta, Chlorophyceae, Chlamydomonadales, Volvocaceae.
AUGGACGACCCGGCGCUCCAAGACGCCGCGGCCGUGCGGGUCGCAGUCCGGGUGCGGCCCCUUAUCACCCGCGAGCUCCUGCAAGGCAGUAAGACGUGCAUCUCCACGGACGGUCCCUGCGUCACAAUCGGCCGCGACCGUCGUUUUACCUUUGACCAUGCUUUUGGCGCAAACACACAGCAGGAGGAGGUUUAUCGGGAGCUUGUCGGUCCCGUGGUGGAGAAUUGCUUUGAUGGCUUCAACGUGACGGUGUUGGCGUACGGCCAAACCGGCAGCGGCAAGACCUUCACCAUGGGUACGGGAGAGUACGGCGGUGGGGAGCACCAAAUGGGGAUUGCGCCACGGGUAAUCAGAGCCACAAGCAGCACCUGCGCCAACGAACAGUCCUCCAGAUCACACGCCAUCCUCACCAUCAUCAUCGAACAGCACCUCUAUCCGCAGCACAACACAUCCACCCACCCGCACACAUACCCGCUGUCGCACCCGCUAUCGCCGACGGAGGGCUCUCCACGCGGCGGAGGGCUCUCCAGCGCCGGCGGCGCGGCGGCGGGAUUGCCGCCGUACGAUGGCCUUGGCGACGGCGACGUCUUCAGGGGUGUUGGUGGCGGCGGCGGCAGCGGCGGCGGUGGUGGUAGUGCUGUGGAAGUCAGAACUGCUAAGCUGCAUUUGGUUGACCUGGCCGGCAGUGAGCGGAACAAGAUGGUGCGUGCCUCCAUGCAGGGUCCCCGGUUUAGAGAGACGGUGAACAUCAACCAGGGUUUGCUAGCCCUGGGCAACGUGAUCAGCGCCCUGGGUGACGAGCGCCGACGUGGCAGCCACGUGCCGUACCGUGAAUCCAAGCUGACUCGGCUGUUGCAGGACUCUUUGGGCGGCAACAGCCGUACAGCCAUGAUUGCGUGUGUGAGUCCGGCGGACGACGUGUUGGAGGAGACUCUGAACACGCUGAAGUACGCCAACAGGGCCAAGAACAUCCGCAACAAACCCGUCGUGAACAG